AUGCAAAUGCUAUGGGCUGCGGAGAUCCAAGCGCGUCAGUUCGGGGUGCGCGGCUCUACGGAUCCCUUCGACCAUGCGCAGCUCCCCCUGCUGGCCACGAUGCAGUUUGACGGUUUUAUGCACAAAGGUGAGAAGGUGUUCAAGUCCGUGAAGUGGCCGAAGGAUUUUCAUGAAGAUCCCAUGAUCCUCGCCAACGCUUUGAGAUUUUCGCUGCAGGCCUCUAUGGGCUCCAAGCGGCGACAGGUUGCGCCGAUCAAGGCCAACCGUUGGCACCAGCUGCUGGCGCCGCCGGCGCAGAGCUGGGCGGGCUUCGAGAUGCAGCUGGCGCAGCUGGUGGAGCAGCUGGUGCUUCGGGCCGAGGUUGGCUCCGAGACAGCAGAUCGCCCAGUUCAGGAGGAGACGUGCGUUUGGUCCUCCUGGGACGCCCACAAACUGGCGCCAGCUCCGGCGCCGGAAGAAGCAGAGGAGGCGGAUCCAGAAACCUCCUCGCAAGCUCCCGGUUCCCGCGCGGCCAAGCGCCAGCGCCAGCGCGAGAGGCGCAAGCUGGGCAAGGCGCAGCCACCGAGGGCCUUUUCGCGGGAGAGCAUCACAGGGAUUUCGGCGAGCGUGUCUUGA
Messenger RNA from Effrenium voratum, 615 nucleotides. Lineage: Eukaryota; Dinophyceae; Suessiales; Symbiodiniaceae. The record is from the annotation of a GenBank genome assembly.